CAUCUUAUUAGUCACAAUGACGCAAUCAGGACGGGCAUUUGAAUCUGCCCACACACUAAAUUAAGAAGAAUGGAUUGCUAUGAAUAACUCACCCCUGUCCCCAAUAAAUAGAGGCGACCCUUUGCACCCAAGCGCAGAUUGACCAGGGGUCUCCUGCGAUCCUCUGUGUGCACUGCUCCAACCCUGCCCGGAAGCUCUGCACAUCAUCUCAAUGAAGACCGAGGUUGGCUCCCGGGGUCCCCCGGACAGUCUGGCCGAGGAUGGUGUCGGCAGCAGCAGCAGAAACUCUGCUCCCUCGCCCGCAGACCGGCCCGACCCGCCGAUCCUCGAGGAACCGCCCAAGGUUCUUGCGACUUUCAUUUUUACGCUGCCGGACGCCAGGAAAGCAGGACUCUCCCUCGCCCUCAAACUCUUCGAGGGGGUUGGAGCUCGGGUCUCCCACCUGGAAAGCAGAGCAGCGAGGGAGAGCAGGACCGGCUCUGAAGAUCUGGACAUCUUCAUCGGGUGUGAGCUGCCCAGUGUCGUUGUCAGCGCUCUGCUCAACUCGCUGAAAAGAGUGGCCAAAAAUGUCAGCGCAGUCAGAGAGAAGGAAGUCCCCUGGUUUCCAAGAAGCAGACGAGAUCUUGACAUGUGUCAACAGCUGAUGACCAAGUUCGAACCCAACUUGGAUCAGGAUCACCCAGGACACAAUGAUCCGGAGUACAAGGAACGGAGAUUGCAGAUCGCAGGUCUAGCACUGGGAUACAAACAGGGAGAACCAAUCCCAAGGGUGGAAUACACAGCAAAGGAGAUAGAGAUCUGGAAGGUGGUCUACACUAAGUUGACCACUUUGUACCCAAGUCAUGCCUGCAAACAAUUUUUGGAUGCCUUCCGGUUGCUGGAGCAGCAGUGUGGUUACCGAGCGGACAACAUCCCACAACUUCAGGACGUCUCCGUGUUCUUGCAAGGCAGGACAGGCUUUCAGCUGCGACCUGUGGCCGGACUCCUCUCCGCUCGAGAUUUCCUGGCCAGCCUGGCAUUCAGUGUCUUUCAGUGCACGCAGUACAUCCGCCACCCUACAUCUCCAAUGCACUCCCCGGAACCAGACUGUUGCCAUGAGUUACUGGGCCAUGUUCCCAUGUUGGCAGAUGCAGAAUUUGCUCAGUUCUCCCAGGAACUUGGCCUUGCAUCACUUGGAGCAGCAGAUGAAGAUAUCGAGAAACUGUCCACCCUUUACUGGUUUACAAUAGAGUUUGGUCUCUGUAAACAGAAUGGAGCUCUGAAGGCCUACGGAGCUGGUCUGCUCUCUUCAUAUGGGGAGCUAAUGUACGCUCUCUCAGGGCAGCCCCAAUACAAAGACUUUGACCCCCAGUUGAUCGCCCACUUGAACUAUCAAGACCAGACCUACCAACCAGCCUACUUUGUGGCAGAGAGCUUCGAAGACGCAAAAUCCAAACUCUGGGCGUAUGCCUCCAAUAUCAGGAAGCCAUUCUCACUGCGUUAUCGUCCACAAACCUGGAGUGUGGAGAUACGCGACAGGCCAGACACGGGCAAGGAUGCACUGACCCAUUGCAGGGAGGACCUCAACAAACUCUACUUCGCUCAUGAUAAACCUUCUUAAACAAGUUGUUCCCACGGUGGCAAUGGGCAGGUUGACAUUUGUUGGAUUUCGCUCCUGGGAACUUAGCCAUGAUCUUAUCAAAGCACCCAGAGAUAUAAUGAAUAGUCCAGGUUCUUUAUGAUAUCAUGAAUGUGUUCCUGAAUGUAGAGUUUAAGCUGCUGAGAUUAUGUCUGAGUAACUGUGACUGGGUCUAAAAUGUCUAGUGUUAGGUGUAUGUCCAUGUAGAGAGAGUCAUAGAGCCUUACUGCAUGGAAACAGGCCCUUUGGACCAAUGUACUAGCCAACAUGUGCCAGCUACACUCGUCCCACCUAGAGUUUGGCCUAUUCACCUGUAAACCUGUUAUAUCCAUGGACUUGUCUAAAUGUUUCUUAAACGUUAUGAUAGUACCUGCCUCAACUAUCUCCUCCAGCAGCUCGUUCCAUACACCCACCAAACAGUGUAAAAAAAGUUACCCCUCAGUUUCCUAUUUAAUAAUGCUCCCCCCUCAUCUUAAACCUAUGUCCUCUGGUUCUCGAGGGAAAGAGAGCUCGGAGAGAUAUUUAUUUCCAUUCCCUAAUUGCCCCUUCUACAGGUGGUAAAGAAACAUCACCUUGAUGUGCUGCGGUCAGCCCUGUUGAAGGUGCCCCCAUUGAGGUGAUGUGGAGGGAGAUUCCCAGGCUAUGGCCCAGUGAUGCUAAAAUACCUGUGUUGUACGACCCAGCCGGGAGUUUACCUGAGAUUGCUGCCCUUGGCACAGGCUCACAUAAUGGUUAGAGCAGUGAAGGAGGACAUUUGGCCCAUUGAGUCUGUAUUAGCAUUGACUCUGUAGGCUGGUCCCAGUCUCCUCUCAGAUCUGCAAACGUUUCUCCUUCAGAUACUUAUCCUGCCUCAUAAUUCGAACUGCUUCCUCUAGUUCCCAGACCGUGUAUUCCAAACCAGACCAGGCAUCCGUGACUUGGAGGUCUUGUGAAGGAACAUUGGAGCUGACAAUAUAUAGAUUGUAGAUGGCACAUGCUGUGGCCUCAGUGCGGACUUAUGUACACUUGUAUGUCUGUGUGUGUGCGCAUGCAUAUUUGUG
This is a messenger RNA of Leucoraja erinaceus (little skate), 2658 nucleotides long. RefSeq names its product tyrosine hydroxylase 2 (gene th2). The transcript has 12 exons. Lineage: Eukaryota; Metazoa; Chordata; Chondrichthyes; Rajiformes; Rajidae. Gene Ontology annotation, molecular function: tyrosine 3-monooxygenase activity; iron ion binding. The coding region runs from base 212 to 1600 and encodes 462 amino acids. The record is from RefSeq and is a predicted model, not a curated record. Gene Ontology annotation, cellular component: perikaryon; cytoplasm; axon. Gene Ontology annotation, biological process: dopamine biosynthetic process from tyrosine.